Molecule: messenger RNA, 834 nt
Organism: Haplochromis burtoni (Burton's mouthbrooder)
Lineage: Eukaryota; Metazoa; Chordata; Actinopteri; Cichliformes; Cichlidae
Product: GTPase IMAP family member 9
Exons: 2
Coding region: 1-834 (277 amino acids)
Molecular function (GO): GTP binding
Source: RefSeq, a predicted model, not a curated record
AUGGCAGACUUGCCACCAGACAGGCUCAGCAUGGAACCACCUUUUAGCAAUGUUGGCAUUGACGUGUUUGGGCCCUGGUCUGUGUCAGACGGUCGCAUGAGAGGAGGCCACGCUGAUAAUGACCUGAGGAUCGUGCUGUUUGGGAAGACCAGGGUUGGUAAAAGUACUCUAGGAAACAUCAUCAUGGGGAACACAGAGACUUUCACCUCAAAGGAUUCGUCCAAAGGUCGCACACAGAAAUCCCACAGCACUGUGGAAGGUCAAAAAGUGGCUGUUGUUGAUACUCCAGGUCUGUUUAAACCUGGAAAACAUGAAGAUGAGCUGGUGAACGAGAUCAAGCGAUCCAUUGAUCUUGCCAGUCCUGGUCCUCAUGUGUUCCUGCUGGUGCUGAGGCUCGGUAUGAUCACCUCUGAAGAAUUAGAGGUACUGGAGGUUUUUGAACGCACCUUUGGCAGACGUGCAUUGGCCUACACAACAGUGGUGUUCACCCAUAGAAAUGAAGAUGAAGACUAUGAAGCUAACAUACAGGAGGCUAUGAUCGAGAGUAAGGAUUUCAGAGAACUCAUUGAGCAGUGCCAGUGGAGAUAUUUUGCUUUUAACAUUGAAGACAAAAGUCCUGCUCAGGUCACCGAGCUGCUGAAGAAGAUAAACCGAUGGGAAAAGAUUACUUCUACACUCCUGACAAGCUCCAAGAGGCUGGAAAACCGGACGAGCAGGACGAAAAACCAAAAACAGCAGAAACAACAGGCAGGCGUGCGCUUCUGGAAAGGACUGGAUUGGUGGGAAUCAUUUUGGGAUCUGUGGGGGGAUAUUUACUUGGAGGUGGUGAGCUGA